Molecule: messenger RNA, 1175 nt
Organism: Schistosoma turkestanicum
Lineage: Eukaryota; Metazoa; Platyhelminthes; Trematoda; Strigeidida; Schistosomatidae
Source: the annotation of a GenBank genome assembly
CUCGCAUCUGACUGAGUCAUUCAUCUACCUGAAACACUGUUAACAUUUAUUUGUCUGGAUCAGUCCAAUUCAAUAUGUCUACAUAGUCUCUUCUUCCUCCGCGUCUUAACGACCAACGGUUGGCUAGUUAGUUAUGUUUGAUCGUUGCUAAACUAACUUCCUAUUGGCUACUCUGCAUGUCCGUAAAUCAGCAACUGAGACAACAACAAAUGAGUGAAGAAUUUGCGAAUGGUUUGUAGAUAUAAUAUUUCCCUGUAGCAGGGUGAUCAAUAGAUUUCCCACAGCACAUGUGAUAGAUGGCAGUGUUUGCCAAAUCAUUUGUUUAUAUUUAUCUCAUAUUCUGUAUAUUUUAUUUUACUACAAUAUCAGAUUCAGGUGAAGCACGCAAAGUUUACAGGAAAUGUCGGGCUUCUUGGUCAAAAUGGAUGGUGAGUGAGACAGAUCUUCAUUGGAACAUUAGUGACAUUAAUUUGGAUGUAACGCAACGUAAAUGUAUGUGGAUUAACAUACCGUGUACUCGGAAUCGUCAAUGUCCAUGUGAAACAUACUAUUCAAAGGAAUUGUUGGGUAUUGAAUUACCUCGAAAAAGAAAUCAUGUAUGUGUUGAGACGAAGAGCUGUGAUGUUCUCAUUUGCUCAUCAGUUGUUUAUUUCGGAAGUAAUAUAGAUUCGAAGAAAUUGAUUAUUAAAACAUACAAAGUUGGAAACAGAACCAAUGGGAAACGAAAUUUAACAGGGAUAGUUUAUGUUCCACUUGAUAAGAGUACAUGGGAAUUGUAUGGUAAGAAUGGUGUUAAAACGAAAGCAACUGAAGAAGUGAGAAAUAAAUCGUAUGUAUAUCUUGAUAUUUUACAAACACCUGUAAGACCUGCAGGAGGUAGGAUUUACAAUUUAUCUCAAAGUGAUAAUGAUUUUGACGAUGGAACUGAACUCUCAUGGACUUUUAUAGCGUAUUUGUUUUUUAUGUCUCUGUAUUUACUAUUAUUUGUCUUUCGUUUAGUUAAUAUGUGUUGUACGUCAGGGUGUACAAGCAUUCCCAGUGUAGAGUAUCGUUGCAGAGAAUCAGACACCUUGAUUGAUGAAACCCGAAGCAAUAUUUGUUAGGUAAAGCUGUGUGAAUAUAUCUUCAUUAUUUUAUUCUCAUGGAAUUUUAUUAUUAAAACGUAUCCAUUUUUA